AUGGAUUUCUUCUCGGCUGCUGCAUCCCGCCUAACGGCCUGGAACGCCGCGAAGCAAGGCCAAGACUGUUUAGGGCUCCGCUCAGUCUCCUCCGGCUGCCGAGCUGUGGUCACGAAGGAGAUGGAGCCGGAAGCGGCCGGUUUUCGGCAACGGGCCGCACCCGGGGUGCGCGCUGGGUACCGGCUGCCUUUCCCCUUCUCUUGGCGAUCACGGCCGGUUUCUUCUUCCAAAUUCCACAUGCCUGCCUCCCCGGAAGACGUGGGGGACCCCACACUGUCUGCCUGUCCCCGGCCCGAGGUCCGGAGCCGCUACUGGACCAAGCUGCUGGCCUUGCUCUUUGCCCCUCUCCCCAGCUUGUUGCAGAAGUUGCUGCUGUGGACCCAGCUUUUCUGUGGGGUGAUUUCCAGCAGGUGGCUGGAGAUGGCGGGGGGCUACGGCGUGCUGAGAGCCCUGAGGAGACGGGAGGAGCCUGCCCUCGCCACCGUCCAGAAGUCGGGGAGCUCGCUGCUGCGCGAGCCCGCGGACGACUCGGCCGCCGUCCACCUGGACUGGCUGGAGGAAGGGCUCGGCUGCCAGUGCUCGUCCGCAGACCACGAGCUGGCACUGAAGGUCCUGGGAAAGGCUUUGGACCCAGCCGCUCACGCCUUCCUGGUCGAGCAGCUGCUGUGGCGCGUGGACCUGCUGCCGGGCAGCCUUCGCACCUGCCUCUUGCCGGAGCGGGACGUCGGCUCCUCGACCUCGGGGCCCCUCCACACUCCGCACUUGAGCCACCUGGCCGUGGUCUCCUGCCUGCUGAACCCCCCCUGCGCCGACUGCCUCCCCCAGCUCGCUUAUCAGUCCGGCGGGCGGAGCGGCGAGCUUGUUGACGGCCAGGCAGCGACGCCCGAGCGCACUCGCCACCCGCACGUCCUGAAAGCGGAGGCCCCGCGAGCCUCGGGCCGGGGGUGCCCGCCCGCGUCGGGGGAAGAAGGGCUGCCCGAGAUCCAGCACCUGCGCAUGAAACGGCUGGAGUUCCUGCAGCAGGCCGGCAAAGGGCACGCGCCAGCCGCCCCGGACCAGGACCAUGGCUACCACAGCCUAGAGGAGGAGCAGGGCCGCCUCUUGAUGGAGCAGAAACCCGGCUCCUCGCACGGCGCCCCCGCCGAAGCCCUUCCCACAAGCGCCCCGGAAGGCCCCGAGGAGAACGUCCAAGUGCGGAGCGGAGAGGGGCCGCCGGCUCGGGGGGACCUGGACCCCCGGGAAUGGGGCUCCUGUCGGGAGGUCGCCGGGGCCAGCGAGGCCGGAGAGGCCCAGGCCGCGGGCUUGGACAGCUCGGACGACGAUGACGACCCUCCCGUGUCCGCCCGACCCACCUGCAGUAACAAGCUGAUCGAUUACAUUUUGGGGGGAGACGCCAGGGACCCGGAGUCUGCCUCGGAUUCUUCCGAUGGUGAGGCCUGGAUUGAGGACUCGGAGGACGGCGGCUUUGACAGUGACAGCUCGCUGUCGGGGGAGGACCUGGACCCCGACACCGCUGGCCUCUGGAACUCCUUCCACUCCUUCGACCCUUACAACCCGCAGAACUUCACCGCCACCAUCCAGACGGCGGCCAGACUGGACACCAGGGCCCCUUCUCCGCAGACGAGUGGCCGAGAGCCUGCCCCCCGACCUGACAGCAGCCUGCCCGGGACCCCUGCCACCAUUUCUGAGCGUCACACCUCAGUGUCUUGUGAGGUGCAGCAGAGCGAGCGCCAGCUUCGUGGGCGAGGACACCAGCGUAUCCAAAGGAAAAAGGUAACUUUUCUUGAAGAAGUUACUGAGUAUUAUAUAAGUGAUGAUGAGAAUCGCAAAGGACCUUGGGAAGAAUUUGCUCGGGAUGCAUGCAGGUUCCGGAGACGAAUUCGAGAAACUGAAAAUACUAUUGCCUAUUGCUUGACCCUUGAGCAUAGAGAACGAAUGUUUAAUAGGCUCCAAGACUGGAAUGCUUACAAGCAUUAA
Elephantulus edwardii (Cape elephant shrew) is the source of this 1977-nucleotide messenger RNA. RefSeq names its product protein phosphatase 1, regulatory subunit 15B (gene PPP1R15B). The record is from RefSeq and is a predicted model, not a curated record. Gene Ontology annotation, cellular component: endoplasmic reticulum; protein phosphatase type 1 complex. Lineage: Eukaryota; Metazoa; Chordata; Mammalia; Macroscelidea; Macroscelididae. Gene Ontology annotation, biological process: response to endoplasmic reticulum stress. Gene Ontology annotation, molecular function: protein phosphatase regulator activity. The transcript is spliced from 3 exons. The coding region runs from base 1 to 1977 and encodes 658 amino acids.